This is a messenger RNA of Pseudopipra pipra, 6007 nucleotides long. It is a transcript of the gene RASEF, whose product is annotated as RAS and EF-hand domain containing. NCBI's taxonomy places the organism in Eukaryota, Metazoa, Chordata, Aves, Passeriformes, Pipridae. Gene Ontology annotation, biological process: vesicle-mediated transport. Bases 87 to 2231 code for a protein of 714 amino acids. The record is from RefSeq and is a predicted model, not a curated record. The transcript has 18 exons. Gene Ontology annotation, cellular component: cytosol; perinuclear region of cytoplasm. Gene Ontology annotation, molecular function: calcium ion binding; GTPase activity; GDP binding.
GCCGCAGGUCGGGUCGCCGUCUUCGCCCGUCCCGACCUGUCCAGUGCCGGUCGCGGUCGGAGGAUCCGCGCCCCCGGCGCCGGCCGAUGGAUCCCGAGGCGGCGGGGGACGAACUGUCCCGCUUGCGCUCGCUGUUCGUGGCGUGCGACGCCAACGGCUCGGGCCGCAUCGAGCGGGAGGACUUCGCGGCACUGUGCGCCGAGCUGCGGGUGCGGCCGGCCGAGGCCGAGGCCAUCUUCCAGCGCCUCGACAGCGACCGCGACGGGGCCAUCACCUUCCCGGAGUUCGCCCGUGGCUUCCGCGGCGCCACGCGGCGGCAGCCCGGCGGCGGCGAGCCUGCGGGCGAGGAGGGCGAGGGGGAGGAGACGGCCGCGUGGGUCGCCGCGGGGCUGGAACAGCCCUGGAAGGACUUCGAGGUGCGGCUCGGAGACGAGGCGAGGUACAUCCCCAGACAAGAGCAGGUCAGUGUUCUGUAUCAGAACAUACACAUAGCGGAACCAAGAUUAAUCCAGUCAUAUGAGCGUGUAAUUAAGAACUUCAUCCGAGAGAUCAAACUUCAAAGCACAGAGAUGGAAACUUUGGCCAUAGCAGUAAAAAGAGCUCAGGAGAAAGCAGCAGUUCAGCUAAGUGAGCUAGAGGAAGAGAUGGAACAACGGAUACAAGCUGCAGAGCAUAAAGUUAAAAAGGAAGAGAAGCGAAAAGCUGAAGAAGCACUAAAUGAGCUGAAGCGUCAGUAUGAUACUGAAGUUGGGGAUCUUCAGGUGACAAUAAAAAAGCUUAAAAAGCUGGAGGAGCAAUCCAAAAAUGUAAAUCACAAGGAAGAUGUGGGUGAACUGAAAAAAAGAAUGCAUGAUAUGUUCCUGGAAAAUCAGAAACUUAAAAAAGAUCUUUUAGAAGCACAGACAAAUAUAGCUUUUCUACAGAGUGAAUUAGAUAGCUUGAAAAGCGAGUAUGCAGAUCAGUCUUUGAACACUGAGAGAGACCUAGAAAUUAUCCGAGAAUAUACUGAAGACAGAGAUAAUCUGGAAAGACAAAUUGAAAUACUGCAAUCAGCUAAUAGAAAGUUACAUGACAGCAAUGAUGGUUUAAGAAGUGCACUUGAAAACAGUUUCAGCAAGUACAACAGAUCAUUGCGGUUAGCAAACACCUCACCAGGAAGUACCAAUUCUAGAAGCAGUCCUAAAUUUAAUGGUGGACAUUCUCCUUUAAAUCCACGGUACGACAGGUCAUCUCAUUCGUCUUGUGUGGAUGACGAUUUUGAUUCUUUAGCCGUUUGCGAUCCUAUGCAAAGGAUAAACUGUGAAGUUGACAGCUUACCUGAGAGCUGUUUUGACAGUGGUUUGUCUACCUUGAGAGAUUCAAAUGAGUAUGAUUCAGAAGUGGAAUACAGGCAUCAAAGGAUUUUUCAAAGGUCACAGUGUAUGCAAGAAGGCUUUGGUGGUGAUGCUUCUGAUACUGAUGUUCCAGAGAUCAGGGAUGAAGAAGCGUACAGUCCUGAUAACAGUACUGCAGUAUUAGACUGGAAGCCCUCACGACCAGUAAGUCGAAGCAGCUCAAUUGCUUCAACAAGGAAAUACAUAUCUGCUCUCACUCCCCAGAGGGAUUAUUUUUAUUUUCAGUCAGAUGCAACCGAAUGCACUCUAAAAUACCCCAGUUCAGAGAAGGCUUACAAGAUUGUUCUUGCUGGAGAUGCAGCAGUGGGAAAAUCCAGUUUCCUUAUGAGACUUUGCAAGAAUGAAUUUCGAGGCAAUACCAGUGCAACUUUGGGUGUGGAUUUUCAAAUGAAAAGACUAAUUGUUGAUGGAGAACCUACAGUGCUACAACUGUGGGACACAGCAGGGCAGGAGAGAUUCCGAAGUAUUGCUAAAUCAUACUUCAGAAGAGCAGAUGGUGUCUUGCUACUAUAUGAUGUAACAUGUGAAAAAAGCUUUCUUAACGUGAGAGAAUGGAUGGAUAUGAUUGAGGAUGCAACUCACGAGAAUAUUCCAAUUAUGAUGGUGGGAAACAAGGCAGAUCUCCGUCAAGCUGUUACAGAACAAGGGCAAAAAUGUGUGCCUGUAAACUAUGGAGAAAAGCUGGCUAUGACUUAUAAUGCGCUAUUCUGUGAAACAAGUGCUAAAGACGGAUCUAAUAUUGUAGAAGCAGUUCUUCAUCUUGCUCGUGAAGUGCGAAAACGAAGUGAUAAUCAAGAUGAUACGAGACUCCGGUUUCACUUGUCUGAAGUAAUAUAAUAUAAUGAAACGAGCUCAGAAUGAGUGCUGCAGUAGUCACAGUAUACAACAUUGCAAUACAUGUUGUUGUCUGUACCUGCUUGUUUCUUUAUGGCGUGAGUAUUUCAGAACUUAGUAGUAUCAUAUAUCACUCAUAGGUAAAGAGAAAAUUACAGCUUUAAUUAAUCGUUUUGCUCAUGUCUGUUUAUCUAGUUUUUGAGGCCUUCAGUUACAUGUUGAGGAAACAUUUCUUAAGAAAACUCCAAACCAUUAAAAGGCUGCCCAGGUCCAUGUAAACCCUAAGUUUAGGGCAUGAAGCAGAAUGACCUCUGUCGGGAGAAGACAGUGGCAGGUGCAUGGGGUUCUGGUGUACUUUCUCAAAAGCUGGUGAGUUAGAAUGUGUUUUGUUUUGGGAGUUGGGGUUUGUUUCAGAACGGAGAAGUAUACCCUACAUCUGAUCUGACACAGCUUGGAGGUGAAAGAAGCAUUUGUGUGGACUGUUACCAUUCAAAAUUCCAGAGAGAAUGUAACACCUGUUAUAUUCAUUGCUGAAAUGAAUUAAUGAUCCACCCUGCCUGUUUGUUUAGACUUUAUCAUUAUUAGUAUUACAGAGUGAUAGGGAUUGUAAUUUUCCCCUUGUUUUUCAAAUGUCUUCCAUUCAGUCAAUAAUUGAGGGAUUGUAAUAAUACAUAGGAGUCUGAUUUAAUGGAUUUUUUAAUCAUUUUAAAAGUUUUAAACUAUGUGAAAGAAUUGCUGCACAUGCACAAGCAUCUGUAUAAGCUGUUCAUUAAAAGAAGACCCUGAAAUGAACAGCAACCACUUACCUUAAUGAGAAUUCCUUUGCCUGAUUUUGGGAAAGUUCUGAGAAACUCAGCAGGGGGUGGUAGCUUUAAGUGUCAGCAUCUCUAGAAACUGAGUUAUUAUUGCUUAAAAUAGUUCCAAAGAGUUCUACGGUAUAGUAAAAAUUGUAGGUAUUUAUACAGUUAUCUGUCAUGAUCCAGUUCUUCUUAGCUUUCACUAAUUUUGAUCAGAAUGAGAUCUUUUCAGAACCAGCAGGUUUGUCCCCUCUGUAUCUAUUAAUAACACAUCUCCAGGCUAGCUCCGUAAAUCAACCUUGGAUAAAGUUUUAUGGACUGAUUGGAAACCCAUAUGACUAGCAGCAGUUGCUGCAUUUUAUCAGCAUUGUAUUUGAACACUGUAUAGUCUGUAUUGUGUUACCUGUUGUAUAAAAUGUAGAGUUGUCAAAAACAGGAUGAUUUGUAAUUUACAAAAAAAAAGUUUAAAGUAGGAAGAGCAGUGUUUUUAGGCAUCCUUUCAAACUCUUACCAGAGCAGUUAUUGUUAUUAACUGCUGGUAAUUAUCUGGAAGUUUGUUCUUAACAAGAGAGAAGAAUCUAGUACUGGAAUGAAUAAGACAUUUUAUUUCACAGUAUAGUAAUUUAGCUCUAAAAGAGAAACAUAUUUGGUAGUUUGGGUUUUUUUUAAGUACUAAGAGGAUCUUCACACACUACUUUAUUCCAUGCGGGAGACUUCAAGGUUGUAGCAUCUUCCCACACAGCAGUACAAGAGGCCUCACUGUAGUCAUGAGACUUAUCUGGAGCUGAUGGCAGAGAACAAAGGACACUCAGGUGUAUGAGAAAUAUGCUUAGUCACAUACAUUUUGUCUGCUAUUAACCCUGUACUAUUGAAACAAGAAAGUUACAGUUCCAGUUAACUUUUCUGAGGAGAAAAAACAUGUUGAACUGACUGCAUUGAUGAGGGCAUCUUCUGUGUCCUUCUCUCUCUCCAUUAGUGAAAUUGAAGUAGUAUUAAUUGGAUUGUAUUUGCUGAUAGUUCUUCCUGCAACAGUAGGGAGAAGAGAGGAAGAUGAUCCAGUGCUUGGUUUCUAAAGUGUGACCUUACAACAUGUAGGUAUUUGCAUUUUCUCAGGAUAAGAAGGUCAUGAUUAUAAGUUUUCUGAAAAAUCCAUAUACUAAGAGCCUCAAAAAUAGUCAAGAGACAGAAGAGCUAACUAAAACUUUCAUUCAAAUAAAAGGGAGAGUUCCUUGGGCAUUCCCCCAGUGAGGUCUCUCAACUUGACAGGGGUCAUAGCCUCUUUUAAACACUCUGCCCAAAACUCAGGUCCCUCCCCGUUUCUCCAUUGAGUGAGGUAUUCCGGGGUUACAGACUUUCUGACAUGCCUACUACAUGUCCCCCAUUACAUGCUUAUUAAGGGCUUUGAGGGUCCCCAACAUUUUCAAAAUGGAGGUUACUGCAUAUUUAUCCCUUGCUGCUGAUUGGUCUCCAUGUUCUGGGCACUGUAUUAUCUCAUGCUGGGCAACUACAUAACUUUUCUAUCCCCUACUACUAAGUUAGCUGUGACUACUACAAACUUUGCAAGAACAUUCUACUUAUUCCUAAUAAUCCUCCCUUUUUUAAAAAUUAUGUUCUUGCAAAAGAGAGUACCAUUUUGUUAAUAGUUGUCUCUUGAUCUGCUUCAAUAUCUAAGGUUAAAGUUUCUUGAGAAUGAGUAGUUGGUAAUUCUCAUUUACACACUAUUUCAGAGCCAUUAUUUUCUGUCCUUUAAUUGCCAUUUCAAGGUCAUUAGGCAUAGCUACUAUUUGCAUCCUCUUCAUCACAUAUGCAGUAAGUUGCAAAAGACAAGGAAUCAUACAAGGCAGGAAAAUUAAGGUAGCUUGCCUGCAAAAAACAAAGAAUAGUAUUUUCUUUAUUGCUGGUCCAACUGCAAGCCAUGAAAACAUAUCUAUGCCCCACUUCUUCCAAGAUUCAACUGGGACAUGGACUAACUUUCGGAUUUGUUUUGUUAUUUAUUUUACUGUUUUUCUAUUGUCAUCGAUUUGCAGACAGCAAUUUGAGUUAUUUAAUUUUCCACAUACUCCACUUUCCACUGCUAACAAAAAAUCAAAAACCAUUUGGUGUUUAGAGUUGGCAGUUCUCAUUUGGGUUACUUGGUCUGCCAGCAAGUCUAAGACAUUAGCUGUUUGAUUGGCAAUAAUCUCUAAUAUAGCUUGGAUUCAAAUUAUAUGAUUUAAAUUAUAGAUGGGCUCUCUUGUUCCAUGAAUCAAUUCACGGGGGUUCUGUGAUAUUGUUAUCCUGUGGCUGUUAGCUGGGACAAAUGGGUUCGCACACAUUUUAUUGAUAUGGCUUCUGCCCUAUAUAUGGUAGGGUAAGAACUUGCAAGGAAGAGGGCGUAACUGAGGAGGAGUAAAGGAGGAGCAUGCAAAAUAGGAGGAUGACACAACCGUAUAGGGAAGAGUUCUGCAAUGCAGCAAAGAUUUACCAGUGGAAGGGCAGGGUUCAAGACCAUGAGGGAUAAGGGAAUUUUCCAGAACUUACAGUCCACUGUAUAUAUCUAUAGGGGAUUACACAAUAAACUGAGAAACAUAAUGUGAAAUCCGAAAUGCUUAUUCUUAAACGGUUCAUAUCCAUUCAUACGAUGGUCUCAUCUUCGCAGGGAAUCUCGGGCUCAACACUUCUCUUCCAAUCUUCAUAUUCAUCUUCUCCCACAUUAACCCAACAAGGAUCCUGAAAUACGUAUAGUGGUGGGCCGUUAGGAAAGGAAAAUACUCUUUAUUUUCAAGUCCUGGAAGAUGAGGAACUCUGGGAUAGUCCCUUGUCCUCUGUAAACUGGGCACUUAAAGGACACUGUUGGAUCAACAGUGACCAACACACAUAUAGAAGAUUGCCUGAAAAUUGGACAAGGAAUUUGUUUUGUAAGAUGUAUUAAACCCUUAUUCUUUUUUUUAAGCCAUAUACAGUUUGGGAAUUAAAGCAUAUGGUGAUUAAAAAAAAAACAAA